GAACGCGUCGUGGGCAGGGUCCUUACGACGGAGAGGGCAGAGAAGAAGAAAAAAAACACACACGGUUCCACCGCACGUCAUCAGUCAACCGGGACAGUGUCCGUAUUUCACUUCGACGGCUACACCGCCACGAGUUAAGGUAAACAUUGGCUAAAUUCCGGAACACCGGAAAAAGAAGUGUAUUUUGGUGGCUUUGAAAAAAAAACCCCCGAGCGCGACCCCGCGUGUGUAAAUGUUGCAUGGAUGUUUGUGACAUACGCCGGCCAGAAUUGGCACCUCCGCGCAUUUCCCUGCCAACUUCCCAGCAGCCAUUUCAUGCCGUGUGCGCACGAUUCGUGCAAUUUAUUGUUUGAAAAGUUUCCUCACCAAAGUGUGCUCGCCGCGUUGUAGUCGAGGCAAACCAUGAGCCCGCUGGUUGCUGCGACGGCCGAUAUUAUUGCGUGUGGAAAAGUGUGCUAGUGGUUGCCAGGGCGCGCAUGAAGCUUUACCUGCUGGAAAGGAAGUAGACAGCUAUAAAGUUUGGGUUCUUCCUUCCCAUCCCGGCAAGGAUAACUCAGCGAAGUUUGUCCAGCUCCAGAAGCAGCAGCUAAUAGAAGAAAUAUCCGCUAAUGACCUAGUGGCCGCCGAGCACAUCAAAACCAACGCACAAACGUGAGCAACUGGCGAACCAAUCGUAGAGUCUUAGAAACAUUGCAGCAAAAGACAAACCGGCAGCAUACAUAAUGGCUUCCAACAUACACAAAUGGGAAAAACUCUCACCUAGCGAAUUCCAGCAGCUGCAGGACUUAGCCUCAUAUUCAACGAAAAAGCUCCAGAACGUACUGCAAGAGUUUUGUUCACCGGCCACACCGUCCGCUUCAAGGUUCCAUCCAGACGGGGACAUCGACUACGAUGGGUUUCGAAAGUUUCUCGACUCGUUCCUGGACUGCGAAACACCGGAGGACUUGUCAAAGCACCUGUUCAUAUCAUUCCUGCAGCCGGCCCUCUACCAGGCACAGCAGCAACAGCACAGCCACGGGAAGGCCCUCAGUCAAAUGGCGGCGAUUAGCAGCAAUGCAGCCUGUGCUCCAGUAACAUCCCAUAAUCGAGGCUCCAUCCCGAACCUAAACAGCAUAGUGGACAUUCCGACACCGCAGCCGUCGCAGGAAUCGCAGCGGAACAGCUUCGUCGAACGGAUACACGGGCUCACCGAUAAGCUGCAGUCACUCGGGCAUCUCGGGCUCGACAGCGGUGGCGACAGUAGCAACAAAGGCAAAUGCGGGACGGUCCACCCGAUGCUGACGGUAACGCCGAGCCCGAUGGGCUGUACACCGCCGAUCCUGCAGCCACCGUUCCGUCGUUCGGCCGAUUCCAGUCCCUCACAUUCGCAUUCGCACAGUCACUCGCAGAUUUCCCGGAACUCGUCGCGCAAAAGCAACAACUCCGUCAACUGUCGUAUCGAAGAUGUGCGGCUGAUUCCUAGAAAGCAAUCAUUUUUGGAUCCGUUACUGCUGAAGGUACCGCUCAAGGAUGUUGUCUGUUAUCUAUCGCUGCUGGAGGCUGGCCGACCGGAGGAUAAGCUCGAGUUUAUGUUCCGGCUGUACGACACCGACGGAAACGGAGUCCUCGACACGACCGAAACGGAUGCAAUCGUCAACCAGAUGAUGUCGGUAGCGGAAUAUCUCGGCUGGGACGUGUCCGAACUGCGGCCGAUUCUCCAGGACAUGAUGACUGAGAUUGACUACGACGGUGAUGGGUGCGUUUCGCUGGAGGAAUGGCAACGCGGUGGACUGACAACGAUCCCGCUGCUGGUACUUCUCGGCGUCGACAAUACGCUGAAGGAAGACGGAUACCAUGUGUGGCGAUUGAAACAUUUCAGCAAACCUGCCUACUGCAACAUGUGCCUCAAUAUGCUUGUCGGGCUUGGGAAGAAGGGCCUCUGCUGUGUGCUCUGCAAAUACACCGUGCAUGAACGUUGCGUCCAGCGAGCUCCCGCGUCCUGCAUCGCCACCUACGUGAAGUCGAAAAAGUCAAAGGCCACUGCCACGUUCCAGCAUCAUUGGGUCGAGGGAAACUGCUACGGGCGAUGUUCGAAAUGCCGCAAGCGGAUCAAGGCAUACAAUGGAAUUACUGGGCUGACCUGCCGUUGGUGUCGCAUGAUGCUUCACAACAAGUGCGCCACGCUCGUGAAGGCGGAGUGUACGCUGGGGGAGUUUGCCAACCUCGUGCUACCACCGACCUCCAUCUGUCCGGCCGUGCUCGAUCGUCAGAAAUCGAUCAAUUUCACCACCAACAAGGGAAAGAGCGUACCAUCGACCAUACACUUUCAAAUUACCAGCGAUCCCGGAUGGUGCCCGCUGCUCGUAUUUAUCAAUCCCAAAAGUGGCGGCCGGCAGGGCGACCGCAUCCUGCGCAAGUUUCAAUACCUGCUGAACCCACGCCAGGUGUACGACCUGUCCAAAGGUGGCCCGCUCGAGGGGCUUACGAUGUUUAAGGACGUGCCCAAUUUCAAGGUAAUUUGCUGCGGUGGCGACGGCACGGUCGGCUGGGUACUGGAGGCAAUGGAUAGCAUUGUGCUACAGUCGCAACCAUCAAUCGGCGUGAUUCCGCUCGGUACGGGCAACGAUCUGGCCCGCUGCUUGCGAUGGGGCGGUGGGUACGAGGGCGAAAGCAUCCCCAAGAUUUUGGAUAAGAUCAAUCGUGCCUCGGGCGUGAUGCUGGAUCGAUGGAGCAUCGAGGUUAAAAACAAUCCAUUGGCCGCCGAAGAGACGCCCACCAACGUCACAACCAUACCCGGUCACAAGGUGACGCUGUCCGAGAACGUACAGAAGGUAAUAGAGCUCUCGCAUCGAAUAAUUGCUGAAAAAUCUGUGAUCCAAACCAACGAUGAAGUUGAAAAUAGUACAAACGCGACCGAGCUACCACCAACCAACGGCACGACGCAACGUGCCCACGUGAGUGACAAUAAUGCUGCCGAGGGUGAACAGGACACCGAUGGGGGUGGAAUCUCUACCGCCACACCACCGCCCACCCCAACCUCAGCCACACUCGGACCUACCGAGCGAGUAAUGGACGGUUUCAUAGCCGAGCAUGCCAAUAGGGGCCCGGCAGCGCUGACCAACGGCGGUGCCACGGUAGUGUCCGGUGUCGACAUGGCGGCUAACACCGUCACCAACACUAAUAGCACCGAUGUCGAUAACGGUACCGUGUGUGAGCCGAACGAUACAGCAGAACGUGCAGCGGACGAUACCGUGAAUAGUUCCUAUCAACAGCAGCAGCACCAGCACAGCAACGGUGGCACCGCGGACAAACCGAGACCGGAGAAGAAAAUUAUCGACCUACCAAAGUUGAUAAAACCGCAGGUCGGAUCGGAAUUCACCGUGCCGUACAACAUUGUCAAUAACUACUUUUCCGUGGGUGUGGAUGCUGCCAUCUGCGUCAAGUUUCACCUUGAACGUGAGAAAAAUCCCCACAAAUUCAACAGCCGCAUGAAGAACAAGCUUUGGUACUUUGAGUACGCCACAUCGGAAACGUUCGCUGCGUCCUGCAAGAACCUGCACGAGAAUUUGGAGAUUGUGUGCGAUGGCGUUUCGCUGGAGCUAGCGAAUGGUCCACAGCUGCAGGGUAUUGCGUUACUUAACAUCCCCUACACGCACGGUGGCUCCAAUUUAUGGGGCGAACAUCUGUCCCAGAAGCGAAUGCGCAAGGGUCCGUUUCGCAAGAAGCUUAAAAAAUCCGACAAAGAGCUCUCGGCGAACAGUUUCAAUUCGGUCGAUCUUUCAAUCGCCAUACAGGAUAUUGGCGAUCGUAAGAUAGAAGUGAUUGGACUGGAGAACUGUCUUCACAUGGGCCAGGUGCGGACGGGUCUGCGGGCAUCCGGCCGCCGGUUGGCACAGUGCAGCGAGGUAAUAAUGACCACCAAGAAAACCUUCCCCAUGCAGAUCGACGGAGAGCCCUGGAUGCAGGGUCCGUGCACGAUUAAGCUAACCCACAAAAACCAAGUGCCGAUGCUAAUGGCACCCCGUUCAGAGAAAGGUAGUGGGUUCUUUAGCUUUCUGAAGAGAUGACUCACGAGGAAAUCGAGCAGCGAUACCGUCCCGAUAGAGGCCUAAUGACGGAUAAUUACACGCGACGCUUAACCACCUGCAUUUUCACGGCGGUCUUGGCCACCAAACCUGUCCAAGCUGGACAGAUGGACAGAACGUAAACUGAUAGCUUUAAUCCAAUGAACCAAAACCCCCGUGUUAAACCACAGUACGUAUCCUAGUAGAGUGUAGCGGAGCAAACAAAUCGUACACACCGAACUUCAUCCGGCACUUCAUCCACGUUUGUCAGGUUGGGCAUUUACGAACUCACAAAAUUCACAACACUACCCCUCAACGUCCGCGACCAAUAUCUAGUACAAAUGGUGAAGAAGUAAUCAAAACACUAUCCUGACAUCAUAAUACCCCGACGGUAGAGGACUCAUUUAAUCGAAUCGUGUCGAUAAUUAAAAUAAUGCUUAAUUCUCGUCUAUGGCAUCGCACCAUAAAGCUCUCUAUAUUCACUGUUUCUCAGCAAUGAACUUCCGGCGAGGAACAAAGCUACAAACAGCACCGUCGCUCCAAACCUUCGAUUAACGGAAACAUCGUGGAACUACGUUCUGUUACAUCCUUAGUAUAUCUACCUUAGUAUCUAAGCCUCCGUGAAUGAUGUACCGUAUCAUGUGUAUCGCUGUCCCGAUAUGAUUUUUUAAUCUUGUUCGUCAAACGAACAUCGAAUCUGUUGUUACUCAUAGUGUGAUAGCCAACUGUUAUAUGUUCACCGUUCAUCGUGCAUCGUGUAAAGAUAGUUAUCCCUUAUCGACGGUAUGUUUGAACACAUCUAGCUAUAGUACAAUGCACGCACUACUACUACUACUACUACUAUAUCAUCACGUGUACUCAUAAUCUCAUCGAUGGAAUCUGUGAAUCUGUGGUACUGUUAACCGUUCCCGUACUGUAUUAGUUGAGAAUAUACAACACCUUACUAUCGCUAUAUUUACCCAAAAGCAUAUUGUAGCAUAUUUGUGCAACACGCACACUCGAUCACAGCAUCGUGGUGUGCACACCGUACAAACAACACACACAUUCAAACACACAACAAGAAAUGCGUCAGACAUAAUUGAUCGCUGCUAUGUGACUGGUUCAUGUGCUUUAAAUACAAAUGGAAUAUUUUGCUGUUCUGUUUUGAACGAUGAUAGUUAGGUGGCAGAUCAGCAACACAAGCGUUAGGAACUUCAGUUUCCUUUUGCCUCUCCUUGUCCAACCACAUACAUAUCCUGGGGAAGAAUGAAGAAUUUAAAUAACUCAAUUAUUUUACAUUCAUAUUUCGCAAACGUUUACGUUGCCUACUCAUACGAAAGAUCCUUCAGUUACUGCCUCGAACAGCUUGCUGCUGAUCGCCACUAAACCAUCUGUUGAUCAAUCCAGGAAAAAAGUAUUUCUAAUAAAUGUUGAGUACUGUGUAUAGUUUCUACAACCUCUUCGGGGUGAAUGAAUAGCUCUAACUCUAUGUGUUAUUUAUGCGUGUCAUAAUUCUAUCAACUGCACAUACUACUCGAAAAUAGACUACCGUAGUGAGAACGUUCGUGUUUAAUCUCACUGCAAACUACAAACCAAGCUAGACCAUGCGGCCUGUCGGGUCUGUAAAUAUAUGGCUCUAUCGUGAACGAAAUCUCGAAUCAAAGAUAUUGUUUAUUUGCGGCUGCAAAAACAAAACGGUAAUAAUACGUAUUAGAUCAUAGAAGCCAGAAUAGAGAAUCUCUAACGCAUCAAAUGCUAUGAAAACGUACGUGUGUGUAUGUAUGUGCAUAUAAACCGUAACAUAGAGUAUACUAGCGACAAAACGUUACAAAGUAAAGCAAAAGAAAAACAUACGAAAAAAUGUUAAACAACUUUUAAUUCGCAACGCUGAACGGCAUGUACAUGCUGCGCGCACUACGGUUUUUUUUUCAAUUAAGUUAAAAACGUUUAUUGUUUUUACUUCGAAAAAAGGGAAAAACAAAACAAACACCACAGUAGCAGUUAACAAACUACGAUUAAAUAUUAAUCAAAAAACGGAGACACGUUUCUCGGCAUGAUAGAGCGUAAAUACCCAGAGACCAAUUUAAUUGCGUACACGGGGACAGGCCACGGAAGGAAGGAACUUGUCCGGAAAGGCAACUUGGUGACUUGACUUGAGAGAUGUAAGACAAACCAAACCCGAUGGCAGCGGCUCGACGAUGGUUUGAAGCGAGCGAAGAAUUGAAAUCGUACCGAGCGAACAUGUUUGCAAAAAGGUGCACGAUGUAUGGUUAAGGUUAUAAUGAUAAUAAACAACUGAAAUUCUAAAGUAGCUUAAGUGACCACUAUUAGGAUCGUAAUGUAGCGGGGUUCUAUCCAACCAAGAUGUAGUAAAACAGAGUUACUAGAAACCAGAUAGAACGACGGCAGAAUCUAGACACCAACCGUAGGAAAAUGGAACUUACUUCAAGUGUUUAGAUAGCAAAACAAUAAUGAAGAAUAUAUAUAUCAUCACUAGUCAAUGCAUCAAAGGAGAGGAAAUUAGAAAAAGGGAAUUAUAAUGUGACAUACGAAGCGACGUGCUUGGCGCGUUCAGACGUUGCAUAAGAAUGUGCUUAUUAGAGCCAUUUCUCACUCAUGAAUCGUGUCACUGCAAAACGAACCGUUUCCUAGUGCGCAUACCUUUUAAACAAUCGACCCAUCGGUAACGCCUGCUGUGCCCAACCCGGUGGACGACCGGCUACCGGCACACUCACAAGAACUCACAGUCCCCCACGUCCGCGGGUUGGCCAGUAUGCGAUGGUCCGGGGUGAGCAGUAGUUUGAGGCCUAAAGCUGUUUUUAUACAAUACGGUUAGUAGAUAACGAAACCAUGUCCGUGCACGUGCCGGCUGUAUAGGGAGCAGGAUGAAGGAUAUUUUAAACUAUUCGAAAUUGUGUUACUCUAAUUACGGAUCUGACUAUAGUAGUGUAGUUGUACAGUAAGCUUAAGACAACUUCAAAUUAAACGUACAUCGUAAUACGAUAAGAUGCAUACUGUCAAGAGAUCUGUUCCGUAUAAGUAAUCGUAAGCUGUACAUAGUGAAAUCCCUGCACUGGGUUUAAUUAUUUAUGAAUCUUUUACUUUGACCUACGAACCGGUUAGUAACCGAUUAUGUCAGUGAUUUUAUAAUAGUUUCAUAGUAUUUUUAACUAACCUACAAACACAUUGUACAAAUGACACGUUAUGGCAAUUUGCUUCCUCGUCUAUCUCAUUAUGAACGUUACGUUCUUCGGUUUUCCCAUCGUAUCAACGGAAAUAUACAUGUUUCAAUCAAAAUCCGCUUUGUGGCGGAGGAGAAAGUACGAUAGAAGUAAUUUAAAAAAAAGACUUGUAAUUAAUGGUACUUAUGCCUGCAAAGAACACACAAACAUUCGGACCAAACGGGGCACUAGUAAGAAUUUAAACCAAAGCGAGCGAAACGAUAUGUAUCUCGAAUGCACAUAUUGAUUGCAGUUACAUACAACACAACACUAUAGCCACACAAAUGAUAAAACAAAGAAACUCUUUACCAUGAUUGUAUUUUUAUUAUGCAUGUAUUUGGAGAAGACA
Molecule: messenger RNA, 7592 nt
Organism: Anopheles moucheti
Lineage: Eukaryota; Metazoa; Arthropoda; Insecta; Diptera; Culicidae
Gene: Dgk
Product: diacylglycerol kinase 1
Exons: 19
Coding region: 723-4046 (1107 amino acids)
Biological process (GO): intracellular signal transduction; diacylglycerol metabolic process; lipid phosphorylation
Cellular component (GO): plasma membrane
Molecular function (GO): calcium ion binding; ATP-dependent diacylglycerol kinase activity
Source: RefSeq, a predicted model, not a curated record